Symbiodinium pilosum is the source of this 375-nucleotide messenger RNA. NCBI's taxonomy places the organism in Eukaryota, Dinophyceae, Suessiales, Symbiodiniaceae. The record is from the annotation of a GenBank genome assembly.
AUGCCAGUCCACGCCGAGGCUCUCAGCGUGGCGGAAAGCAAUGAUGACGACCCCAAGCUGGCUAAGGAGAAGCCGAUCCGGAAGUUGGUCCUGGAAACGGGCACAGGUGCUGGCUUGCCCAUGGAGCCAGAAAAUGAGAAGCCCCAGCCGGCGGAGGAGCACCUUCCCAAAGUCGAGCCGGCUGAGGCUGAAAGCCUUCAGAGGGUGGAUCCCCAGCUGCCUGAGCCCACCACCAAGCCGGCAGACAAAGAAGAGCCCGCGGUAAUGAUCGCAGAGCCGGCCUACGAGAUAAGAGAGACUGCGGACAAGAAAGAAGAGCCGGUUGUUGAGACGACAGAGCCCGCGGUCCAGUUGCCUGCCCCUCCUGCCGCUUAG